Messenger RNA from Babesia ovata, 540 nucleotides. Its product is annotated as nucleoside monophosphate kinase. Lineage: Eukaryota; Apicomplexa; Aconoidasida; Piroplasmida; Babesiidae. The transcript has 3 exons. The record is from RefSeq and is a predicted model, not a curated record. Bases 1 to 540 code for a protein of 179 amino acids.
AUGCAACGCGCAUUAGUUGAAUUUACCAACAGAGCUGAGUUAUCCCAGCACUCAAAGGGUGCGAUACUAGAUGGCGUACCUAGGACCCCUACUCAGGCCGAGUUCCUUAAAUGUAUCGCAAAAUCUUCAGGAUUACGUCUCCUAGGUAUAUAUUUAUCGAUAGAUCGCGGCGUAUUGACAGAACGCUUGUUGGGUAGAAGGGUUGGUUUGUUCCGUUUGUCAUAUAGUUCGCAGCACUGCGAAGCGUGCAACAGAAGCUACAAUACGUGUUCCAUAGACUCCGGUGGUUAUUAUAUGGAGGCUGUGUUGCCGUGUAAGGAUGAUCUUUUAAAGUGUCCCGGUUGUCAUAGUCUUAAAAGGAGAGCCGAUGACACUCCCGACGUGAUUCAAAGGAGAUUAGUGGAAUAUGACGACAUGCGUACAAGCGUAAUGAAUGCCCUCAAAGAGGUUCCUAUCAUGAGUUUUGAGAUAAAGCGUGGUCUAAAGGAUUACAGUUUGCUUAAAGGUGAACUGGAAUCAUUCAUAAAAAAGCAUAUUUAG